ACUAUCGUUGGUCAUUACCGGUCUCAAUUUUCCGGGUUUGAACAGCAAGACAGUCAAGAAUUUCUCCUUUUUCUGCUUGACGGACUUCACGAAGACCUUAAUGCUGCUCGCAAGAGUGGUUCUGUUGUAGCAUAUGGACCAGAGUUCGACCAAAAGACCAAUUAUCAGCUUAUGGCUGAAGAUGAAUCUCUUUCUGAUGCGGAACGAGCCCAGGCAUCCUGGAAAUGGCACAAACAGCUUAACGAUUCCCUUAUCGUCACUAUGUUUCAGGUAAAACACCGUCAUUUUCCAAAAUAA
Molecule: messenger RNA, 297 nt
Organism: Protopolystoma xenopodis
Lineage: Eukaryota; Metazoa; Platyhelminthes; Monogenea; Polystomatidea; Polystomatidae
Source: the annotation of a GenBank genome assembly